Zerene cesonia (dogface butterfly) is the source of this 2674-nucleotide messenger RNA. RefSeq names its product ankyrin-3-like. The transcript has 10 exons. Lineage: Eukaryota; Metazoa; Arthropoda; Insecta; Lepidoptera; Pieridae. Gene Ontology annotation, molecular function: protein binding. The coding region runs from base 204 to 1595 and encodes 463 amino acids. The record is from RefSeq and is a predicted model, not a curated record.
UCCAAUUUUAUCAAGUUACGAGACAGACGCGUGUCUCAUAGUAAUAAUCUUUGUAUUAUAGAAAAAAAAUUGUUUAAUCUGUACCCUUGUGUUCUUCAGCCAUUGCUGUCAAAAAAGCGCGCGAAGUGUUUUAUUUUUUUUUUCGAGGUAUUUGGAGAGGCCUUGUGCGCGUGUUUUUUUUUUAGUUGACUGCAUUCGCAACCAUGCCUUCGGAGGUGAUCACAGACAAGUCCCUGCAGCGUGAACUAGCUGACUCCAUCAUACGAAUGGUACCCUUGGAUGAGAUAAGAAUCUUACUGGCAUGCGGUGCAAAGGUGAACGAACCAGUGACCCAGGGUCUACGGCCAUUACACUAUGCGAUAUGGCAGCGGUACCUGGAGGCAACUCGGCUGCUUCUCGUGCGUGGAUGUGAUAUUAACGCCACGGAUGAUUGUGGAUAUAGUGCAUUGCACUUGUCCGCUGAGCAUGGUUACACGGAAUUCGUCAAACUGUUACUCGAAAGCGGAGCGGCUGUGGACUACCGGCCGGAUACUGGUGAAGAGUUCCCGAGGACAACUCUGUGUGAUGAGCCACUCAGAUUGGCUAUACGGAAUAAGCACUAUGAUGUAGCCCGUCUCUUGCUAGAGCAUGGGGCGGAUCCCAACAAGCGUUACUUUUUCGGUGCCGAAAUCAACCUGGUCUCCGAGCCGGAGUAUCUCGAGCUUCUGCUCAUGUUCGGAGCCAACCCUGACUCCAGGGACAGAGCUGGUCUCACGCCGCUGAUGAAAGCGGCCAGGCAGCGGAAGGGUAUAGAGUCGGUGCUACUCCUCAUCAGUUAUGGUGCUGAUGUCAAUGCAAUUGCUGAUGCGAGAAAUGACUACAGAACCGUUAUGCACUAUGCCGUUUUAAGCGGUAACACUGACGUUGUGAAUCUAUUGAUUAAGCAAGGCGCUAGAGUCAAUUACGAAAGUCCAGACUUGAAUAAGCCUUCGCCUUUGGACCUAGCUAUCCUGAAGGGAGACGUGGAUAUGGUGCAGAUGCUGUUGACUGCUGGUGCGUGCGUGAAUGCCUCCAGCUCGGUUAUUGGCACGCCUCUGCACGUAGCUUGCUCCGACAACAUAACCAAUAGAAAGGAAAUUGUUAAAAUUCUUCUAAAAAGUGGAGCAGACCCCAACCAGAAGGUGUACAACGAAGACGAUGGUGCCCAGCUCCGACCAGCUCUCGCCGAGUACUUGGCCAGCAAUACUGACCCCGACGCUGAUAUCGUGUACGCGUUGCUGAGAAGCGGAGCCAGGGUGAUAAUGAAAACACAGUUCCGGGACCCCGACGGCAUUCUAAACCACCUUCAAAACGUAACGUUAGAAGAGUACCAGCACAUCUACUAUCUCCUUCUGCAAGCCGCCGAAUCAUUCGACCUCUGCAUGAUAAAAAGAAAUAAUAUUCUUAACCCAGUCCAAAAAGAAGCACUGAUAAAACGCGCGAAAAACCCCAUAACUCUAUUGGCGCAAGUCAGGAUUUUCCUUCGCAAAUAUUUCGGCACGAAAUUCGCGAAAGCCGUGAAAAGUAUGGAAGUGCCGACGAUUCUUCAUCGUUAUUUGCUUUUCGAAUGCCGUUAACGAGUCAGUUUUGACUUGUGGGUUCCAUUUUUGAAUUUCUUUUCCAUUGUUUGUGAUCGGGUUGCCAGUACGCGAUCUGUUUGCUUUAAGGGAAAUAAUGGAAUAAACUUUUAUUAAUAGGGUUGCUAGUGCGCGAUCGGUUUUUCUUAUUUACGUGAGGAAUGACGGUGUUGAUUUGACGUUAAAUAGCAAAACAUAUUUUUGUAAUAAUCUAUUUGUCUUGUUUUAUCAAGAAGCUUUACGUUUAAUGUAAAAUAAGGUGAUGAAUACGCAGUUUUCCUUUGUCUUUGGUAGUGGAAUUGCUAGAAUGCAAUCUAUUUACCUUACCUACGGAAAUUGUGUUCAUUUCACACUACAUGUUAUCUUUUACCUAAGUAUUUAUACUUAGUCGCGGACAUAUUUUAUUGUAUAAAAAAAACGUAAUUCAGAAACCGCUCACGUAUUGAAUCGUCUAGUCUUUUAUUGAGCAGUAAAACAGUAGGCUAUUGAAUAAAAAAAUAAGUGUGUUAGUUUUUAAUUUAUGAAUUUAAAAUCUGAUUUUUUGGCAUGGGGUUAGCCGUUUAAAACCCUAAACCCAAUUCGUCAAUAUUUAGAGCCUUUUACGCACGUGGAUCAGUGUCCCCUAGACACAUUGCGAUAAAUAAUUAUAAGACUUUUAUGUAUGUAUUUACUUCAAAAUAUGGAACAGGAAAUAAUAAUUAUAAUGCAUGUGUAGAAAUAGAAUUGUAGCUGAUUUAUAAUAACUAUUUCUUUUUUAUUAUUAAUUUAAUAUGUAUAUAUGCAAUUGAUUUGGAAAAAUAAAUGAAGUUAUCUCAUUUGACUUAUAGCUAUUUGUAAAAUAUUAUAGAUAAAGUAAAAUUUAUAUCCGUUUUUAAACGAUUUUAUUGCUUUUUGUCCAAUACGCAAAAUUUUAUGUUUUAUUCUUCGUUAAGUAUAAUUUUUAAUAUCUUUGCAAUACUUGUAUGAAUACAGUCGUAUAAAAUUUAUUGGAAUUGUAUCAAUAUCUUUUUAAGGUUAUAGUAUAUAGUCUAUAUAACUAUAUUAACUAUUUACUUCAAGUGUAAGCAAACAAAAAAAAA